This is a messenger RNA of Cladocopium goreaui, 1989 nucleotides long. The record is from the annotation of a GenBank genome assembly. Lineage: Eukaryota; Dinophyceae; Suessiales; Symbiodiniaceae.
AUGAAACAAGAGGCCUUUCUUCCAGCUGCCGACGUGGUGUCUUUUGGUGCUUUGAGCGAUGCCUUGGGGCGAGCACAGCAGUGGGAACUGGUGCUGGAGAUCUUGCAGGAAUCUCCUAGCCUUCCGGCGCUCAGCAGCUCUAUCAUUGCUCAGGAAAGAGCAAGCCAAUGGGAGCGAGCCCUGCCAUUGCUGGCCUGGGCCCGCAAGUCGUACUUGGAGCCCAAUGUGGCUGUCAUGAACGCCGCCUUGGGGGCGCUGGGCAGUGGUAGCCAGUGGGCAUACGUAUUGCAGCUGCUGAUGCAGAUGACCGAGGAAAGGCUGAAGCCCAACACCAUCUCCCUAAACACAGCGCUGCGUGCCUGCGCAGAUGCGAGCCACUGGAGAUUGGCCGUGGCCACCUUUGCUCUCUUUGAGGAGCUUGAGCUGAAAAGCAGCAAUAUCUCACACACCAGCUUGAUGGGUGCAUUGGCCAAUGCGACCCGAUGGCAAGAGGCGAUCGAUGAACUGAUGCGUUUGGAUCGCUUGCCGGACGUCCACGCAGAUCUCAUUGCCUACAAUGCGGCGUUGACGGCCUGCAGCCGAAGCGCCUCCUCCACUGCUGCCCUACAACUCUUGAAAGAUUUGGAAGAACGCGGCUUGAAAGCCAACAUCACCAGUUACAACAUUGCACUGAGUUGCUUGGCCGGUGCUUGGGAAUCUGCUCUGAUGUUGCUCGAAGAAGUGGACGAAGGCUUGGGCCUGGAAGCAUUGACGCUGCGCGUCGGCUUCGAUGCCUUGAGGGGUGCACCACUGGAGCUGGCUCUGAGCUUCCACCGGCGCGCGGUGGAUUUGGACCUGAUGCCUUCACUGAAAAAGGUCACCGACCUACACGAAUUUCCUGCCGAGACCGCCUUGGUGUGGCUCUGUGCCACCUUGCUGGAUGCCGCCCUGAGAGAUGAGAGCGACUUGAUCCUGAUCUGUGGCCAAGGGAAGCACAGCAGAGAGACCCCCGUACUGGCGCCGACGUUGCUGGAGUUUCUCGCGUCCUUGCCAGUGGAGGCACUUUCGCCGACUUCGUUGAAGGGAACAGAGGCAGACUGCAGGUCAAUGGCGCAUCAUUGCAGCGCUGGGCCAGAGGUGAUUCCAGCGCUGGGUUUGAAAAACUUGGAGCUCUUGCUGUGCGACCUUUGGGCAUGCGUUCAGUUGAUGGCGCAGUUUUCCCGUCGGGCGCUGCGUGGUUUGCUGGUGCUGCUGUCCUGUGGACUUUGGUGUCGCACUGGCCCUGCUGACUCGGUGAUGGCAGAGGCAACACCUGAGGACCUUUUGAUUGUGGGCGCUGGAUAUUUGGGUCGCCGGGUUGCGCAGCUCUGGCGAGAGAAGCCCAAGGGGCCCAAGGCGAAGGUGGUAGCCGCCACCCUGACUGAGAAGUCCCAUGAAGCGCUGCGCCAAGAAGGACUUGAUCCCAUCUUGGCAUCAGACUUGAAGGCUUCAAAGCUGAAGUUUUCGCAGGUGGUGUUUUGUGCGCCUCCCAGUAGGGGUGAGGCCGGUGACUAUGCGAAGUCAGUCACAGACGCCCUGGAGCAUCUGGUUGAGGGGGGGAUUGGCGUGUUCACCUCCUCCGCUAGCGUCUUCGCGGAGGACUCUGGCAACUCUGUGGACGAGUCCGGCGCACUUUCCGACAGUGGCAGCGCGCAACGGAUGUUGGCUGCUGAGGAGGCUGCACAGCGAGGUGGUAGCGCUGUUUUGAGACUGGCCGGGCUCUACGAUCUCGAAAGAGGUCCUCAUAGCUACUGGCUGAAAGUGGGUGUGGUGAUACUCGACGUUUCAUUGGGAGAGAGUUGUACGUUCCAUUUAGCAGAUGCCAACUGCCAGCUUUAUACAUACGGGGCGUAUGCAUGGACAUUCGUUGCAUUGCAUGGCAUGGCAUUGCACGGCACUGCAUUAUAUAAUAAUAAUAACAAUAAUAACAUUAAGAAUAACAAUAAUAAUAAUAGUAAUAAUAAUAAAUAA